AUGGGAGUGCUGGUCAAGGUGAGAGCGUGCUGGGAUUUCUGGGAGCUGCAAUUAAGUGCGUGCGACGUGACCCCAGAUGCUUCAAUUGGGCCUAUUACGGACUUUGUGGCCGGAACUGUAGGCGGGAUGGUUGGGCUUGCUGUUGGUUUCCCAUUUGACACCAUCAAAGUUCGAUUACAGCACCCAGAGACUAGAAUCGUUACCGCAACGGUCAUGCGCGCUCAGAUGUCUGAUCCCAAUGCCGAGCCCACUCUCACCCAAAUCACGAUCGCUGGAGCUGGCACGGGUAUCUUGGCCUCGCUCAUCGCCACGCCGACCGAGCUGAUCAAGAUCCGCCAACAGGCUAAUACGAGCGCGGGCGCGCAGCCAUCCGCCUGGGUAGUUGCCAAGGAUUUGUGGAGAAGUCAUGGCGUAAGAGGCUUAUAUCGGGGCGUUUCCAGCACUGCAAUGCGAGACAUGAGUUAUGGGGCAUACUUUGCGACUUAUGAAGGGAUGCAACGGUUAUUAGCUCCUGCUCGCCUGAGAGAAAGGCCCUCCGACGUGGAGGUGAAAGCUGAAAAGGAGAUGGAGGCGCAACGCUGGGCUCGAUUAAUGGUUUCAGGAGGUGUUGCCGGAAUUGCUGGAUGGAUAUUUACCUUCCAUCUGGAUUCGAUCAAGACUCGUGUCCAAAGUAUUGAUUACUCACCUCCAAUCCACCAUCCGGCAUCAUCUUCUGCAGCUUUGGGUAAUUUUGCUCCUGGUGCGCCCGCUAUGGCCUUGGCUCGAGGAUAUUCGGCAAGUGCGUCGAGCCCGUAUAGGACAACGUGGAGCACAGCGGUAUACAUGUACCGAGUUGAAGGAUUGAGGUCAUUCUGGAAGGGACUCUGGCCAACAAUUGUUAGGGCUGUACCGGUCAACAUGGCUACCUUUGGGGCAUACGAAAUCAGUGAGCGGGACGAUGGUCAGCAGGUCCUAUCUCUCAGCGUAGUACCAGUUCCACUAUAUCGGCCAAAAAUGUUCACCUCUACCGCCGCUGCUGUUUUCGCGCUCUCCGCUUUGGCUUCUGCCGCUCCCGCCCCCAUUCCUAUCACCAAGUAUGCGGGCCCAGCCAAGGCAGACUCCUAUAUCAUCAAGCUCAAAGACGGUUGGGACAAUGCCAACGUCUUCAAUGGUUACGCUGGUGUUCUGAAGGGCUCUGUGUUGGAUUUCAUCCGCAGGUCGUCCGAUGUUGAGUACAUUGAAACCGAUACUAUUUGGCAACUUGACUACGAGGGAGCUUCAGCUGAGGAGUUUGAGGAACGCUCUGAGCCUGCCUCUGCCGCUGGUCUUGCUGCCCGGGCAACUGGAGGUUUUGAUAUUUACUCGGAAACAAUAAAGAUACCGCUGGUACUGCCGUUGGACGACCUACGGUAUCGCCACUCAGGCUACCAUGUCGCUGUCAAGGUCUGCUCCGACUCCGGAUCGUGUGCUACCUCGGAUAUUGUAUCUGGAGUAAACUACGCAUAUGCCCAAUUCAAGGCCAACGGAAAGCCUUCAGUUGCCACCAUGUCCCUCGGCGGAAGUGCAUCCACAUCAAUUGAUAGCGCCGUCUCGACUGCCAUCAGUGGUGGUCUCCACUUCACCAUUGCCGCCGGGAAUAGCAAUGUCAAUGCUGCCAACACAUCUCCUGCUCGUGUCGCGGCUGCUAACACUAUUGGUGCCAUCGAUAGUAAAACGCCAAGGCUCGUUCUCUAA
This is a messenger RNA of Rhizoctonia solani, 1713 nucleotides long. Its product is annotated as mitochondrial carrier protein. NCBI's taxonomy places the organism in Eukaryota, Fungi, Basidiomycota, Agaricomycetes, Cantharellales, Ceratobasidiaceae. The transcript is spliced from 13 exons. The coding region runs from base 1 to 1713 and encodes 570 amino acids. Gene Ontology annotation, biological process: proteolysis; transport. The record is from RefSeq and is a predicted model, not a curated record. Gene Ontology annotation, molecular function: serine-type endopeptidase activity; transmembrane transporter activity.